AAUAACUUAUAAUAAAUACGCUUACAGCAUUAGUUAGUUUAGUAUAUUAUGCGUCGCUGCACUUACGUUAUCAUUAUUGUCGUAUCCAGCCUGGCGUAGAAUUAAUCCUUUUCAAGCAACUGUAGCUACUGGACUCUCAGAUACAACAGAUAAACGUUGUCCAAAUUUACCCCGUGCUGUCUUCGCUCAACGUCGUCGACGCUACCCGGUGACGUCGUGUGACGUAUGGCAGAUAGAAGUUACGCUUACGACCCGGUGUCAACCGGCGCGUCAGUCAACCAGCAACCGUACAGGAUGGAGCAGGGACAACUGUGGCGGCAAUACAUCAUCGCCGGUGCUGCGAACAUCGGCAUAGUGUGCACGGGUUUCUGCAUGGGAUGGACCUCGCCAAUCAAUCCGAAACUGACGGAUGCCAACAGCACGAUCGUGGGCGCGCCCGUCUCCAGCGAUGAGACUGCCUGGAUCGGCUCCCUGCUCACUGUCGGUGCUAUAUUUGGACCGUUCAUUGGCGGUUUUGCUGCGUCGAAGAUCGGAAGGAAAUGGGGCGUGCUCAGUUCAGCCAUACCCCUGAUCAUCGGGUUCAUCCUGAUGCUGACUGCAAGCAGUGUAGGCAUGAUUUACGCGGGCAGAAUCUUCUGGGGUCUCGCUGUCGGAAUACUCUUUACCGUUGGGCCAAUGUACUGCGCUGAAAUAGCCACGGACGACAGCCGCGGCGCUCUAGGUUCCUUCUUGCAACUGUUCGUGACCUUCGGGUUCAUCAUCGUGUACGGCGCCGGUCCCUCUGUCAGUUAUGCUGCAGUGCAGUACAUCGGUAUAGCGUGUGUCGUCGCCUUCGUCGUGGUGUUCUUCUUCAUGCCGGAGACUCCAAUUUACUACUUGACUAAAGAUGACAAUGAAUCGGCGGCCGAAUGCCUGAUGAAGAUCCGUGGCAAGUCGCGCUCAGGAGUUCAAGGCGAAUUGGACCUCAUGGCAGCAGACAUAAGGGCUGCUAUGGAGAAAACUGCUACGUUCGCGGAUCUGUUCCGAGGCGGGAAUUUCAAGGCGUUCUACAUUUCCUGCGUGUUGGUGACCGCGCAGCAGUUCUCGGGUAUCAACGCCGUGCUCUUCUACAUGACUGAUAUCUUCAGUGCUACCGGGUCUGCGCUGGAACCGGCGACAGCUACCAUCAUCAUUGGUGCUGUUCAGAUUGGAGCGUCAGCCAUCACUCCCCUGGUGGCAGACAGGUUAGGCAGGAGGCUGCUGCUUCUCAUCUCUAGUUGCGGUACUGCAGUCGGAUUGGGCUUGCUCGGGAUGUUCUUCAUGUUACAAGACAGAAAGAACCCUGCGGCGGAGUCGCUGGGCUUCCUGCCGGUACUGGCGCUGGUGCUGUUCAUCGUGACGUACUGCUGGGGUCUCGGCCCGCUGCCCUGGGCCGUGAUGGGCGAACUGUUCCCAAUUGAAGUCAAGGCCUUGGCGUCACCGAUCGCUACCGCUUUCUGCUGGGUUCUUUCCUUCCUGGUUACAAGGUUCUUCUCGACCGUCGCACUCGCCAUAGGUCAGGGCGAGACGUUCCUCCUGUUCGGCGCGUGCUGCGUCGGUUCAUUCUUCUUCACGCUGUUCGUGGUGCCGGAGACGAAGGGCAAGAGCUUCCAGGAGAUCCAGGAUAUGCUGGCCGGGAAAUCGUCGAAGAUGGAGAAAGCUUAGUUUAUAAAUAACGGCGAAUUUAUAUAUUUUUUUAUAAAUAUAGUUUAGUAUUAUCAGCCCAGAAGGCCAAGCCUGGGGUUCAUAGUUUAAGGACGUUACAGGAUCGGAUACAUCAAAUCAUGUAAUUUCAUGAGAAGUGAUCAAACUAACCUUAUACUUAACUCAUGGAUAAUAUUUUUGACGAGCAAUUAUCUACCGCUGGGGCUGGAUUUUUAUGAAUAAAAUGCGCUAAAUGAUACUAAGGGGGUAAAUAUAUAUUGAGAUUAUCGCUGACAUAAGUACUUACUAAAUAAUAAUGAAGCUUGUUUGGUGAAUAACAAAUUUUGUUUGUUAUUCACCCGUUUCAUCCUGUUCACUCGUUUCAUUCUUUUCACUCUUGGGCCCUGUUCACCUCCUUUACUGUACAUGUGGUUACAAAAUGAUGUAUCCGAAUCAAAAAAUUACCAAAGUACAAAGAGCCAGCGUAGUGCCUCAACUAGCAUUGAUGUGAUAAAAAAAAUAUUAUAUAUUUUUGUAAAUAUUUAAUGUUAUUAAUUGUUACCAAUAAAGUGUUUUAUACCGAGUGUUUUAAA
Molecule: messenger RNA, 2255 nt
Organism: Manduca sexta (tobacco hornworm)
Lineage: Eukaryota; Metazoa; Arthropoda; Insecta; Lepidoptera; Sphingidae
Product: facilitated trehalose transporter Tret1
Exons: 11
Coding region: 226-1683 (485 amino acids)
Biological process (GO): transmembrane transport
Cellular component (GO): membrane
Molecular function (GO): transmembrane transporter activity
Source: RefSeq, a predicted model, not a curated record